UUUCGAGCACGUAACCACGCCUUCCGACGAGCUCGUAGAAGCUUCGGUCGCAUUGUUUGCGCAGUUGAUGAGCACAGAUGCCGCCAUGGUCAGUCUUUGUGGAGGAGAUGCGGGCAAGGUUGGCGACAUGGGUCGGGCAAUGCUUGAAGCAGGCAUAUUUGCUGCAGGCGAAUAUUAUGUUGCAAAAGAUGAGAAUGGGAUUUGGCAGGCUAUACGAUGUGGAUGCCGCCAGGUCAAGAGCUGUUCAGCACUCCCGAGCAGCGCGAGCUGGGGCUCAACGAGUUCAUGAAAAAUCUCUCUAAGGAGGGAAAAGAGUACUAUAGUACUAUCUUAUUUGCGGAGUUUCCAGCGUUCGUGAACAGUUGUCUAGGUCCCACUGGCAAAAUUGGCUCGUGGUGGCUGCACAUGGCGAUGGUGCGGCCAGAAAGCCAGAGGCAAGGCGUCGCCACAUCAUUGAUUCAACUUGCCCGUGAGAAGGCCAAGCAGAAUGGUGAAACCCUGGCAUGCAGCACAACGACGCCGACAAAUGUUAUCGUGUAUCGAAAUAUUGGCUUCGAUCUUAAAGGGCAACGUAUCAUGCCAUCGCCGUGGGGUGACUGGCCUCUAUACGUAUUCUCUCUCGACACGAGCCGUGCUUCCUGAUGAUCACUUUACUACGGAGAAGCAAUGCACAACGAAACUCCGAGUGAGUUGAUAGUAACUCGUUUCGCCCUGUAUGGCAGCGCAUCAGUAAAAUGGGAGUCUCUUGAUAGAACCAUGAUUGUCUCGCCGAGUUUCAUACGAUGACUUUCUUUCUGUUAGUCAAAUGGAAGAUGCAGCCUGUCGGGGAGGAUUCUUAUCGCAAAGGAAGCUCAGUUCUGGUCCU
This is a messenger RNA of Laetiporus sulphureus 93-53, 865 nucleotides long. RefSeq lists its product as uncharacterized. The transcript is spliced from 8 exons. Bases 217 to 642 code for a protein of 141 amino acids. Gene Ontology annotation, molecular function: acyltransferase activity, transferring groups other than amino-acyl groups. NCBI's taxonomy places the organism in Eukaryota, Fungi, Basidiomycota, Agaricomycetes, Polyporales, Laetiporaceae. The record is from RefSeq and is a predicted model, not a curated record.